Funneliformis caledonium is the source of this 240-nucleotide messenger RNA. Lineage: Eukaryota; Fungi; Glomeromycota; Glomeromycetes; Glomerales; Glomeraceae. The record is from the annotation of a GenBank genome assembly.
AUGGAGAAUAGUAUAUUAUAUAUGGGAUCUAACUUGGAAGAAGAAAUUGCGAAUUAUCUCAUCUAUCUGAAUAGGUUAUGUUACGUCAUCGAAGACACUUUUGAGCGAAUACCUGUAAAUGAAGAAGAACGUAAAUUGGAUAAAGAAGUCAAAAAUCAUAGAGGAGAUAGAUUUGAGAAGAUGCUUUUGGAGGUUAAGGCUAGUCUUGUGUUUUUAAAAAGAAAAAAGCAAGAAAGUCGA